Epithele typhae is the source of this 453-nucleotide messenger RNA. RefSeq lists its product as uncharacterized. Gene Ontology annotation, cellular component: ribosome; mitochondrial large ribosomal subunit. The record is from RefSeq and is a predicted model, not a curated record. Bases 1 to 453 code for a protein of 150 amino acids. NCBI's taxonomy places the organism in Eukaryota, Fungi, Basidiomycota, Agaricomycetes, Polyporales, Epitheliaceae. The transcript is spliced from 2 exons. Gene Ontology annotation, biological process: translation. Gene Ontology annotation, molecular function: structural constituent of ribosome.
AUGUUCCCCUCUAUACCUGUCUUCGGGGUGCCCGCCGCAAUUGCGGGCAUGCCCUUCAAGCGUGCCCAGCUCGGUCUAUACCACGGCAAGACCAAGCUGUUCGGCAACAACGUCCCCCACUCGAUGCACAAGACCCGCCGGACGUGGAUGCCCAACGCGCACAAGCAACGGCUCUUCUCCGACGUGAUGCAGAACUUCAUUCGCGUCGACGUCCCGGCGCGAACGCUGCGCACAAUCAAAAAGAACGGCGGGCUGGACAACUACCUGCUCAUGACGAAGGCGGAUUUGCUGGGAUGGGAGGGCAUGCGGUUGCGGAUGAUGAUCAUGGACAAGCAGGCGGAGCAGGGUGUGGUGCCGGGGACGCUAUCACGACCUGUCCCUAGCAAGACGGCGGCGGCGGCGGAGGCGGGAGGGGAAGAGGCAAGAGCAGCGACCGCGGUGGCGAGCUCAUGA